Molecule: messenger RNA, 147 nt
Organism: Chondrus crispus (carragheen)
Lineage: Eukaryota; Rhodophyta; Florideophyceae; Gigartinales; Gigartinaceae
Exons: 1
Coding region: 1-147 (48 amino acids)
Source: RefSeq, a predicted model, not a curated record
AUGACGCUGUCAACACAAGAAAAGGAAAUCCACUCAAAAAUCGAUCGCGGAAAAUGUUGCUCUUGCCACAACAAUUCGCUGCUGCUUCUGGGAGUGUUUUCCGGUGAAGAACGUCUUCUUUGCUGGUUUCUCAAAGCGAGAGACUAG